AUGCAAGCAGAAAUUGGGGCCUUAUUAGAGAACAAUACAUGGUCACUUGUCCCUUUGCCCCAUGGAAAAAAACCAAUUGGAUCCAAAUGGGUGUUCAAAAUUAAGCGCCAUUCUGAUGGUUCCAUCGAGCGUUACAAGGCUCGCCCUAUAGCAAAAGGCUAUAAUCAAGUGGAGGGCGUCGAUUAUCAUGACACCUUUGCCCCUGUGGAAAAACUCGUUACAAUACGUACUCUGAUUACACUUGUCGUCAUACAAGGAUGGUCACUACAUCAAAUGGACGUACAUAAUGCGUUCUUACAUGGCGAUUUAGAUGAAGACGUCGAUAUGGCACCACCUCUUGGAUAUUGA
Molecule: messenger RNA, 348 nt
Organism: Telopea speciosissima
Lineage: Eukaryota; Viridiplantae; Streptophyta; Magnoliopsida; Proteales; Proteaceae
Exons: 1
Coding region: 1-348 (115 amino acids)
Source: RefSeq, a predicted model, not a curated record